Fopius arisanus is the source of this 3343-nucleotide messenger RNA. RefSeq lists its product as uncharacterized. The record is from RefSeq and is a predicted model, not a curated record. The transcript has a single exon. NCBI's taxonomy places the organism in Eukaryota, Metazoa, Arthropoda, Insecta, Hymenoptera, Braconidae. Bases 69 to 2261 code for a protein of 730 amino acids.
UAGAGUUGUGUAUAGUAUGUAAUUAUUUGACAAAUAUCAGUUGAAGUUUGUUGGUUUGCUUUGCAGAAAUGAGUGAUUUUGAUAAUUAUCGCAAAAAGACUCUAGCGCAAGAACGAUUGAAACGUUAUAGAAAAAAAAGGCGGCUCGAAAAUCAGCAGACUAGUCGAACGAUAUUCAGUGAUGAUGAGCAUAGUGAUGUUGGAAAAUUGGAUAAUAACUUUGCAGACUAUAGUUUUGAUGAAUUAGUUACAUUUGAAAUCAAUGGGGUACUUGAUGAUCCUGAUACUCCUAGUAUUCUUAGUGUUCCUAGUGAAGAAAAAAGAUUUGAAAGGAAUCAUUUGACUAACGAGUCUGAUUCCGGAACUUUUGUCAGCGCUGAUAACCACAGUUGUUCAAGAAGCCAUCAAGAUGAAGGCGUUGACACUGAGACGAUUGAUGACGAAGAUGAACUACGACCAGCUAGUGUAACCGAAGAUGACGUUGAUGAUUUGACAGAUGACUGUUUCAUGCAGUAUCAAGAAAUACAGGAGUUGAGAGAAUGGGCAUUACAAAGCAAGCUAUCACUAGCGCUUUUGGAUAGAUUAUUGUUGAUACUUCGGAAGAGAUUACUUCCUGACUUGCCUAAAACCGCAAAAACAUUCUUAAAAACUAAUUCAGCAAAAUAUGACAUUGAAAUUAAUGAAGAAGAUGCGAGUGAGUUUGUUUAUUUUGGCAUUGCCGACCCGUUGAGACAAACUGUCAAUUCCGUGUUUCAUAUUGAUAACACAAUCCAUUUACUCGUGAAUGUUGAUGGCCUCCAAUUAUUCAAGUCAAGUUCUCAACAGUUUUGGCCUAUUUUAUGCCAAAUAUUCUCCGAGGAAAAUGUGUACAAGCCAUUCCCAGUAGCUAUUUAUUCAGCUAGGCAUAAGCCAACAGACGUUCAUAAGUAUCUGGAAAAAUUUAUCAAUGAAGUCAAUGAACUCCAAGCUAAUGGCUUACUAAUUGACGGUCAAAUGUUCAACAUCUGUAUCAAAAGUUUUAUCUGCGACAGACCCGCUCGUGCGUUGCUGAAAAGCAUGAAAGGUCAUGGAGGCUAUUGGGCUUGUGAGAGGUGUGAGGUACGUGGUGAACGGGUGGAAAGAAGAAUAAUAUAUCCUAUAGAUGAUUCAGCUGCGGAAAGAACUGAUGAAUCCUUCCGUCAACAAACAAAUGCUGGUCAUCACAUAGGUGAAUCACCAUUACUAGCAAUUCAACCUCCAAUUGAUAUGGUUUCAACAUUUGUGUUGGAUUUUAUGCACUUAGUGUGUCUGGGUGUCAUGAAGAAACUCUUAUUUUAUUGGGUGAAUAAUUCCUCUAAAAGACGAUUGAGUUACUCCGGAAAAAUUCUGUUAUCUGACUACUUGGUAAAAAUACAAAAACAAAUUCCAUGUGAAUUUCAUCGCACUACACGCGCUUUGGUAGAAGUUGAUCGUUUUAAAGCGGUUGAAUUUAAAUUUAUUUUACUCUAUGCAGGACCAGUGAUUCUGAGAAAUGUGUUAAAUGAGGAUUUGUAUAAACAUUUUCUUUUGUUGCAUACCGCUUGUCGGAUAUUAUGCUCAAAAACUAGAGCUCUGAUUGAUUGUCAAAAUGCUAAUAAUCUUCUAAGAAAAUUCGUGAUACUGAUGCCACAACUUUAUGGAGAAGCGAGUAUAAUUGGCAAUGUACAUAACUUAUGUCAUUUGGCAAACGAUGUGCAGGUCAUGAAAUGUUCAAUUUCUAACAUUACUGCUUUCCCGUUUGAAAAUGCCUUGGGGCAGAUAAAAAAAUUACUUCGUAGUGGAAAGAGAGCUUUAGCACAAGCUUGUCGUCGUUUACACGAAAGUUUUUCUAUCUCCUAUCGAAAAGUAACUUUGAAUUCGAAAGUACAAAUAUUAACCCAAUUAAAUCCAGAUGAAACAGGCCGAAUUAUAAUUAAACGUUUAAAAUAUGACGGUAUCACGCUGACCACAAAGUCUCCAGAUAAUUGUGUUUUAUUACGAAAUAACAUUGUAUUGCAAAUUAAAGAAAUGUUCAUGUCAACAGCAACUGAAAGUGUACAUAUCAAGGGAACUAAGUUGAAAAAAAAAAAAUCCAUGUUAUCUUAUCCGUGUGACUCAAAAUAUUUGCAUAUGUGGAAUGUCAUCGCGGAGCCAAAUUCAUUAGAAACAUACAAAUUAGAAGAAGUUUGUCAAAAAAUGGUAACUUUUACUCUCGAUAAUGAUGGGAGGAUCAAAAUAUUCACGAUGCCUUUGCUACAUAUGUAGAAUGCUUUGGUUUGCAUUUGUUAUAAAAAAAAGAACGAAAAAAAUUUAAUGACAGAUUAUAUUAAUAGUAACCACCAUCAGUUUAUAAUUAAAAGCGAUUUUAAAUCAAUAUUAAAUACAAAGAAAAAAAAGAUUGAGGUGAGGUAUGAUAGGGCACAAAAUAAUAAAAUUGGCAACACUGCAUGUCAGUUCUUGAAAGGCUACAAUUGGGGGAGGAGGGGGGACGAGCAAAAUAUGUGCUAUUAAUAUAAAUUAAUUAGUGUGGACCAAUUAAUAUGUAUCACACAAUUAAAAGAACUUCGAUGUCUACAUUGCUAAAAACAAACCAGUGCAGUGACUGAGAUAACAGAAUUAGUGAAAUUUAUACAAGCGCACACUCACAACAUAUAUAGAGACUGAGACACCAUAGUGCCGAGUGCUAUAAUAAUAGCGUUAGUGUUCGUGUGCCGGUCAAACUAGCCAGUUCGUUUAUUGAGGUGUGGAUAAAAUAUACAGCAUUUGCUUCUAGUUACUGAAAAAUAUAUUCAUCUGAAUGAUAUAGGAGGAAACAAUUUAAUAUAUACAAAUUUUCCAAAUAAAAAGAGCCUUCAUUGUCAAAUUGGUAGACAAGCACAGUUAGAACUAAGAAACAGAACAUUGGAUAUUGGUAAAAUAUGUAAGAAGCAAAAUACACAAAAUACGUAAAAAAUGAGAAAACAAGUGCAGUGACUGUGAAAAUAGAAUUGGUGAAAUUUGUACAUAAACACACACACUGUAUAUGUACAGAUUGAAACGCUGUAGUGCCGGUACUGUGAUGGUAGCAUCACUCUUUGUUGGCUAGUCUAACGAGCCGGUUCGUGUAUUGAGGUGUGGUUAAGAAAUAUAGUAUUUGCUUUUAGGAGAUCAUAUCGACUUUUAUCUGUUUAAAAUUAUAUGAAAAAAAAAAACAAUUCGUUGUGUUUUAUAUAAUAUUCUGCAAUUGAUGUUCGAAGGAAAAGGGGGUAUCGGCUUGUGUUGUGUAUAUACCACCGUUUGUUCAGACGAAAUCCUUUUAGUUCAGUGAUAUUUUUUGUGCAAUGCUUUCUAAAAAAAAAGUAUCGAAA